AUGACAGGCACAACCGAAAACCACGAUGAACAACAUCCACUAACGUGUUUUGAGACCAUUUCGCAGAUUCCCACGCAAAUGGGAGGAUCCACACGGCACACUGCGUCAACUGAUAGUGAAGACGGUGGUUCACCUCUCAUCUACUUCGCGCAACCCAAUGUGAAGGAUGGGGUAAAAAGAUUGAUGGACAUUGCUGUCGAGUUCAACGGGCUCCUCACAGACUCAUCAGAAAAGUUGCUGCGCUUGCGGCGGUCACUGAACAGUACACUUGAGAUCUUAAACACCAGCAUGAAGGGGCUGAAGGAGAUGAGGCGCCCUUCCGGGUGUCUCCCCAGCAUGGUUGUGGCUGGUGCAACGGAAAGUGGAAAAAGUACCGUGGCUGAUUUUCUCCUUCGCUGCGCAACAUGUUCCUUUUCAGACGAUUCUCCCAUGACCAAGAAUGACGAUAGCCCCGCUGUCAAUACAUGUGGUACAGUUAGUUCUCCAUACACAUCGAUGUCUCUGCAGGAGUGCUCAUUCCGCAAGGGCAGCUGCGCCUGUAGUACCACUAACAUAAGUGAUGCGAACGCGGCACAGAACAGCAGGGCCAGGGCGGCGUCCACUAAACCUUGUCGUGUCUCCAUGGAUCCCCGAACAGAGAGGAGUUGUAUGGCAUCACCCCGCAUCCUUUACUCGCCUGGCCGCUGCACCAUUCCUAGUGCUGCCAGCAGUUUCCGUGUGGUUCCGCGAGAUCCUGAAAUCGGCGCACCGCAGUGUCAGACACCGAGUGUCCUUCCUUCGCUGUGGACACAGGAACGAGCACUCCGGAGAUUUGAGUAUCCCGAAGACGAUUCUAAAAGCGGAACACUUUCCCGCGUUGUGAACUUUUCGCAUUUGUCGUCUUCUAGAGGCCGAAGACAGCGUGAAGGUGAUACAUUAUCCACUUAUCAGGCACCCACACCGGUACGAGUCAGCACAAUCAGACCUGGUGCAUAUGACGUGACUAUUCAAGAACGCAUUUGCGCCUUGCAGAAGAGCCCUAGGAAAUCGCUAAUUCGAGACAAGCCUAGCCCGCAGCGCCGUUGCACGCUACCCAUGUGUCCCAGUAAAUCAUGGUGCUCGUCCGAAAAGUUAUAUGCCUCGUCCAUCCACUCUUCCCAAUCAGGUGUUUCCCGUAGCUCCCCGUGGUUGCUGAAAGAGUUAGCGAGUGAAGUCGUUUGGAGCGAGAGAGGGGCCAUGUCAUCGUAUCAACUCCCCGAUUUGUUACUUGGUGACGGUCUUCUGUACACUGUCCCCUGCGAGGUGAUCGGCACGCAGCACAUGGUGGAGUCUGUUGGCAACUUGUUUUCCCCCUUCACACAACGCAUCGAUGAUGACAAUUCCUCUGAGAUGUUGAGUAGCAGUUUCAGCAGUAGUCGGGCGGUUAGCAAACACGAGACGCACCCCGCUCGUGAGAACCAAUGGCAAAGCAUGGAAGGUUCCAGCAAAGAAAGUGAGUCACAAAAGAUUCGUCAGCUUAUUGCUGAUAUGACCUUUUUUGUGAUUACCUUCACCGAUGCAGUGCUCAUGCGCGAAGCUGGUGCUUCUAUAAACGAUGUGCAGCUUAUCCAGCGCCCGCCUCCAAUGGCCUCUAGCAUUCCAGAACUGAUUGAACUUUUUCAAGAGAAUAUGAUGAAACUUUUUGGUGUUGCUGUCUCAAGUUGGCAAGUGAUACCGUACAGUGGUACCGUGAGUCAUGCGACGCAUUCUGUGCUUUCCGCCCUAUACAACGACAAGCUGCGACGGCUCAGCCUUGCAGCGGCCGAAGAGAAGCAGGAAACACCAGCGAGAAACUCACAGAACAGAGAACGCGUUCCAUCCCUUUCCCCGUCGGCACUGACGGAGUCAGACGCGGGCGUCGGUGGUGGUGGUGUUUCGCGCAGCAACGAUAGGAGUUGUGAGGAAGAAUCGGCAAGGACAGCGGUGGAAGCGUACUGUCGCGUGGUCUUCGGCGCAAAUUACGGAAACCGGAAGGAGCAAUUACCGCCACAACAACUGGAGCAGUUGGUGCUAUAUGAUGCUGUGAACAGCAUGUGGAAUAAAUCGGGUGCCCAGCAACUGCUGCGCGCUGUGCGGGUUUUCGAAAAGAACACAGAACUUUCCGUUUUCACUCGGGUUGCCGUCUCUCUCGUAAUAUGGUGUCACCAACUGCGUACUGUGCUUGUGCGGGCACGUAAAAGUGCGACACGACGCUCACGCAGCAUCCGCAUGAACUUGACAAAGGUACAGAACCUGGACAAUGUUGUGAGAGAGGCAUUGGGGGGUUUCAAAGAGAUCCCAGCACCUCGGGUUGUGGUUAGAGAUUUUGAAACAGUGGUGCAACGAAAGUUCAAGUCUGUCACUGUUGCGUUUUGGGGGAAAGUAUUAGAUUUGUUGGAUGAGGCAUAUGAAGACAUGAACGACGACCACUUAACCAAGCGGAGGCCUGUCGUGAGAAGGUGCCCGCUUCCAUCAGGUCCUUCAGACGUGUCGCUUGCUGUACGCAAGCGUUUGCUUACAGAGUUUAGGGAUCUUCAUCGCCAUUUCAUUAGUUUGGAUUAUCGAAAGCAGAUACAGCAACUGAGGGCGAUCAUUGCGGAGCAGGCGAUGCGUAUUCGCAACGUUGCCGCUGCGAAAACGAAGGAAACAGUUGGCGCGAGGCUGGAGGGUGCCGAUGCGGUAGUUUUGGAGUUGGUGGCGGAAACAAGAAGGGAAACAAUAGGGGGGUUUGCUGCCACCAAAGUGUCUGCCACCGCAGAAGAUAUGAGGCAUCAUAUACCCUACGUCGAGGAUAAUGCAAGGGAGCUCAAGGUGAUAAUGGAGCGGGAGUUGACGUUGCGUUUGUCGCGUUUUAACACUGAGAUAAUUAACUAUUUGAUGCAAGAACUAUCUGAAGCAAUACCUGAUAUUGCCCAGGUCUGUGGAGCGCAACGGGAUGUGAUGGAUUUGAAGUUGGUACAGUUGUUUGCGCUACUAAAGAUGCAUGAAUGUUCUGAUCGAAUAAACUGGAAUGCACUUGACUCGAAGCGGGAACAGCUAGCCAACUGCAGUCUUUUGAACAUGCAACCGCUUGGAAGUUUGGAACCGUUUGUUACUGGAUUACGCACGUCGGUUGUUGAGGAUCAGAUUAUGCUGAUGUUGGUGGGUGAGGGGUUCUUUGGCACAGAUGAGGUAAAGUGUGGUGGGCGGACGUUAUCGUACCUUGGCAAGUGCGAGAAUAGGAUAUGUGCUCUUCAGAGAAGGGACUUAAGGCUAGCUAUGAAUCUGUCUUGUGGACGACCGCUGCAGUCCCACUUCCAAAAUGAUGACCUGCUAUAUACACCUGCGAAACCUGAGGACCUAAUCUCCUCGCUGGGUUGCUGGACGGAUAAUAUCACGAACGUACCACAUGACGAAGCAACUUCCGUUUCCACGGCAAUUAGUGAAGUAACUUCGUUCUCCGAUGGUAGUUGUGAUGCCCCUGGCAAUGAAUCAGCUAAACAAAAUCGACUUGAAUCUGACUGUCGGUGGAGUAGCACACACCCUUCGCUGAAUCCGUUGUGGUUCAUUCUCGCGGUCUGGCAGCAAACGCUCUCAUCCAUGACUUUUCGUCCAUGGUUUCAGCUGGACGGCGUGAAUCAUGCCACGCUGUUAAGUAGUGUAGGCACCCUCUUUACCUCAAGUUGUGAGGGCCUUAGGGCACAAUUAAGGGGAGAAGUCCGUCACCUGGAAGAUGCACUGCGUGUUGAACACCGAGAGAAAAGCCGCGUGGAAUCACGGAUCCUUAAAGCCUUGCGGCGCUUGAGUACCAACGCAGUCACCGUAGCGAAUGAUUUUACGCGGCUGCGGAAGGGUGUCUUUGUGUCUGAUGAGGCGUGCAAGGUGAGGGAAUCCAGCUUUUCUGAUCCCGCAAAAUACGUUUAG
This is a messenger RNA of Trypanosoma brucei brucei TREU927, 3900 nucleotides long. RefSeq lists its product as hypothetical. The transcript has a single exon. NCBI's taxonomy places the organism in Eukaryota, Euglenozoa, Kinetoplastea, Trypanosomatida, Trypanosomatidae. Bases 1 to 3900 code for a protein of 1299 amino acids. The record is from RefSeq and is a predicted model, not a curated record.